Aspergillus udagawae is the source of this 996-nucleotide messenger RNA. RefSeq lists its product as uncharacterized. Bases 1 to 996 code for a protein of 331 amino acids. NCBI's taxonomy places the organism in Eukaryota, Fungi, Ascomycota, Eurotiomycetes, Eurotiales, Aspergillaceae. The record is from RefSeq and is a predicted model, not a curated record. The transcript is spliced from 2 exons.
AUGAAUCGCUCCGUCACUCCUGCUGAUGCCAGAGGCUCGUUGCCAAUAUGGACGGGAGCUCAAGGGCUAGGCGAGGAUGAUGAUAAACUGCUCAAGCCGAUGACGCGCGAGACAACUCGAUCGCGUUGGGGAUCAGACUCUACCACGUGGUUGGUGUCUGGAAAUGGAAAAGGCACUUUACUUGAUGGGAAACAUAACAACCAGAGGACUGAUUCCCUAACGGCACACGAUGUACGCUCAUUGGAGGAUCUAGAGCUGGUGAAGUUUAGAAGACAACAGGGAGAGGAGUACUUACGAUCCGCCCUGUCUACGAUCGGCACUCUCGCAACAGAUAUUACUCGCAGGUUGGAUUAUACAUACUACAGUUUGCUUGAGAAGAUCGCUGCUCUCACUUCAACAUUUGCAUCUUUUCAGGAACUCUCCGAUUCCGCAUCAACAAUAUUCAAUGACUUUGAGCGGGAGACAUCUGUGUUAGAUGGGGAUGUUCGGAGACAGAUUGGAGAUCUGAAGGAUUUCCAGCCCCAGAUGCGGAAAAUAGAAAGGCUAGAACAGCGUAUGCGAUCAGGGAAAACGAAAGCCGACGCACUUGGAAAGAGACUUGAAGCAAUCCGCAACCAAAUCGAUCUUUGGGAGAAAAGGGAGGUGGAAUGGCAGACACGAGUUGGUCGGCGGCUUCGAAUCUUCUGGGUUGUUGUUGCUCUUACCGUACUGGUUUUCUUUAUCGUUCUCAUCAGCCAGAAAUCCUCGGCAACUUGUGUUCCUGGAUUUGAAAGUCCUGUACCAGCUGAAAUGGGGGACAGACGCCCUUUUGCACUAUCCAUCCAACUACCGAAGCCAACUUCUGGUGAAGUAUGUUCUCGAUAUCACUCUGGCAGCAAGUCUCAUUCGGGAUGUUAUCGGAAGUCCCAUUCGACCCCUACACCAACGUCUCCAACAUUCAAUGCAAUGACAACUCGUGCUAGUUCGGAUCCCCUAAGAAAGCUUGAUGAACUCUGA